Molecule: messenger RNA, 603 nt
Organism: Pleurotus ostreatus (oyster mushroom)
Lineage: Eukaryota; Fungi; Basidiomycota; Agaricomycetes; Agaricales; Pleurotaceae
Exons: 2
Coding region: 1-603 (200 amino acids)
Source: RefSeq, a predicted model, not a curated record
AUGCUCGCGCUGACGAGCGGAUGCGAGCUCAGCCAGAUAUCAACCGGAUGGACAACGCUGACGCAUCUUUAUCUUUACAGCGAGCCAGAUAAAGCCCAUCGAGAGCCCUCCCAGCCCGACGGCAGCUCCGUGCAUCUCUCGUCUGCGCUUGCCCGGAUGUCUUCUUGGGCAGACCUCGAUAUGCGCGGCGCCAUCCCGCCGCACACCUGCACCUCUGCGCCGAGCGGAAUUCAGGCAAUUGAUCUUCCUCGGCGCGCUUUGCUCGCCAUCCGGGACGUUGCCAGUAGUCACUACGCAGACUACGAGCACGGCGAGUCGCGUUAUUAUCUGCUCCAGAUGUGCCGGCAGCACAUGGCCGCGGUCUUCAAGCGGACCCCGGUAUCGCACAUCGCGUUGGCCAACAGGCCCGAUGAAUUCUUGGUGCAGGGGUCCCGAGGGCGCCUUCGCAAACCCACCGACGUUCGGGAUUCUGCAUUCGCAGCCGUCCUGCGUCGAUGGGGAGCUCGUUUCCCGUGCCGUAACCAUCGUUCCGGCGCGGCAGCCCCACAAACUGGGGUCGGGUCGGAGGGCGUUGAUGGCUUGGAUUUGGCAUUCCCCGCGUAG